AUGAGCUCCAACGCUCAACUGCCCAGGCAGCGGUAUAUCCAGUCUAUGGAUGACUACUGGAGACUGGAGAUGGAGGCACUGAUGCUUCCGAACAGCGGUGGAGUUACUGCCUCCGAUAUUCCCACUACCAAUGAGGAACGGUUCAGGUUGGUCGACCAAAUGGUCGCAGCCUUCCGGAACACAGAAAACAUCUGCGAUUCUAGGGCCGACACCCACGGCCACAUUAGGUUUGUCGAGGAAGAACUUACCGACAAGAGCGCAGAGCGUAUGGCGUGGAAACUCUUGUUACAUCUGGUCAACUCUUCUAACGCUAGCACUCUGCAGGCCGAGACGCAGGCAUGCGAGGGCAGCGAAGGCGAUUUUCUAAGCAUCCCUGAGACCAGAAUCGCUAGGGCGAAGUUCAAAGACUUCACCACCAGAUGGAGGGUCGUAGUUGCUGUCUUCGCGUGCUGCAAGGCAGCCGUUUUCAACCUGUUUCAGCCCUCCAUCGUAGAGAGGUUUGUCAACAACCCGAUUACCGAAUUGGAUAUCAAAGCGCAUAACGCGAAGAUCGCUGCCGCGGUCAAGGAGCAUGGCUCCGCAGCAUUUGAUCGUAAGACCGGCGUGCUGAGGGACAGCGAUGGCACUGUCCUUGACGUUUUACCCCGUCCACAGAAGCGCAGAUUGGCAGACGUCUUGCCGCCGGACCUCAUCCCACAUGCGAAGGUGAAGCGCGUUAGGCGCUCCCGUCGACAGGCCCAGGCACCGGCCAACAACCAGGACAACGCCCACAACGAUCCCAACGGCGACAAUGAUUCCAGCGGUGACAAUGAUUCCAGCGGUGACAACAAUCCCAGCGGUGCCAACGAACAUCAAUCGGACAACGCGAGCCAACUUGACGACGACUACGAUUCGGACAACGCGAGCCAACUUGACGACGACUACGAUUCGGACAACGAUUACGACCAAUCUGAUUGCGAGCAUGACGGCGAGGGUGAUGCUCAAAGCGGCAACCGACUUGAAGAGCAAGCCGCGACACCGAGUGCGCACCAGUUCCAUGGCGCCUCGGAUUACUCUGUUCAUGAACAACACUUUAUUUCCCAAAUAAUCGACCACGAACUAGCUCAAGCAGUUGAGAUGGCGUCAUCCUCAUCUCGCCAGUCCGAACAUCACGACCAGGAAGUCCAUGGUGGUCAACUCCCUGCCUCCGGCCUGGCUUGGAGCGAGGAUUAUGGUCUUCAGCCAGCUGACAACGCUCAAGGUACCGGUCUUGAGGGUUUUCUCCCCGGUGAUGCCAAUCCCAUUGUCCCCCAUCACAGUUUCCCCCUUCCCAUUUCCCUUUAUCAGGACUCCCCCCCUAACUAUUCCCUUUACCCCAACUCCCCCUACCACAGUUCCCCUCAUUACAAUUCUCCCCAUCCCACUGUCACUCAUUCCAACCAUCAGUAUGGCCAGCAGACCACCCCAGCUACCCGCUCGGCGGCCAACGGCGCUCAGCAUGCUCGCAAUCAUCCGGAAAACGGGACCUUUGCGUUGGGUAUAGACUGCAUUGUGACUAAGACUUCCAAAGCUGCAGUCUACAAUAUUGCACAACGCGACAACCUCGAGAGAUUCCUAUCACUAGAUGUAACAUUCCCACUUACGAGACUGUCCAACUUCGCAACGAAUGCGAACAAGGCGUACAAGCAAAAGAUCGCAACGGCGGUCGAAAAGCAUGGCUCGGCCUCGUUCAACAAAACCACCCGGGAGCUGAAGGACAGCCAGGGUGAGGUUAUUGGUAUAUUCCCCAAGCCUGUCAAGCGCAAGCUUGCGGAUCUUGCGGGUCAUGCCAAGGUCAAGCGUGCGAGGCGCCCGCGACAGGCGCGCAUGCAGGCCAACAAUGCCAACGCUAGCAACGCGACUGCCAGUAACACGGACCGCGGUAGCAACGCCAACAACCCUAACUCCCUAUACAAGAACUACAGGGAGGACGGCAACUAUAGCGAUCACGUCGACUAUAGCGAAGACGAAGACGACGACACGGACGUGGACGUCGACAACCACGAUCAUGGUGACCACGAUGACCACGGCUACAACAACCAUCAUGGCAAUCAAGUUGGAGGAUCAGCCGGCGUGGGCUCACCGAACUACGAGGAGUUUAGAGGUACCUCUAGUCAUCAGCAGACCAACAACGCCCUCGCGUCAGGUAUCGAUCGUCAGGGCCACAUCCCCAACAGUCUACCUUUCAAGAUCGGUCAACCCAAUGCACUCUACCCCAGUUUACCCCGUCAAACCUCUCACCUUUCCAACUUAAAUAACCCGCAUCCCAAUACCAUCCAAGCCAAUGCACUCUACUCCGAUUUACCCCAUUACAACUCCCCGCUUCCCAACAGCCAGAAUUACGGCCAGCAGUCCACCCCAGCUGCCGGCACGCAAAACGGCCAGCAUCCUGGCUACGUCUACCCGGGCAAUGACCACUUUGUGCUGGAGGGAGAUGAAUACCAGUACCCGAGCGAUAGCAUCACUUUUCAGUUUGUCAUCUUCUUUCUCGCUCCAAAGAUGUGUUCUGUGACGGUUGCUAGGUACCUUGACGCAAGAUAUGCUAGGUAG
Neurospora tetrasperma FGSC 2508 is the source of this 2568-nucleotide messenger RNA. RefSeq lists its product as uncharacterized. NCBI's taxonomy places the organism in Eukaryota, Fungi, Ascomycota, Sordariomycetes, Sordariales, Sordariaceae. Bases 1 to 2568 code for a protein of 855 amino acids. The transcript is spliced from 9 exons. The record is from RefSeq and is a predicted model, not a curated record.